AUGAGUGAGCUCCUAUCAUACAUCCUUGACCACGAAGACGCCUUCCGCAGGGCUCGUCUACCGUCGUUAUACUCCGACUUCUCUCGUCAGAAACAGACAAAUCCCGAUGGAUAUAAUAGCAAUGUAACGGCAUGGCAGCGGGCUCUGGCGAAUGCCGCUUUAGCCGGUCAAGUUUCUUCUCUAUCCUCCAGCUCUUCCCCGAAGUCGGAUUCUCGGAAAGAUAGCCUAUCACCCAGAAACAACUUACUUGUCCUACGAACUAGCAAUGCUCUCAUGGUGGACCUGGAAACAAGAGAGUGGGGAAGGCCGCUAUCCCUACAGUGUGUGAUCGAUGAAGCAUUACGCAGUGGGCAUAUGAUGCUGCUCGAUACGUUUUUGAACAGUCAGACAAGUCCCUUCAGGAGUGGCUGGUUACGGUUACCUAGCCCUCCAAGUCUAUCACAAGUGGUCAUGUGGGGUAUGAAACAAGCGCAUGGGCUGGUUACAGGCUCGGAUAUCGAUAGUCUAGCUGGUACCGGAACGCUUCAGACGAGCGAGUUGGUACUUGUAGAUAAUGUCAAGCAAGCAGCAGGCAGGCUUAUAAAGGGGGUUGUUGGUCAUCAUAACUCAAGUGUUGACCGCAUAUACUCUAAAGAAAUGUUCAUGUUACAGUUCGCUCAUAUAUUUGGAGAAGAGACGUUGCUAUCUACGACGGAUUUUAAUGUACUACUUACGUUCCUUUCGAGAGAUAGGAAUAUUAUACUAUACGACGGAAAGACAGUGAAAUUUAGGGAUGCGAGUGAUACCACGGAUCGCAUCACUGAGGAAGAUGCAUCAAUUGCCUCCCUCAAGGCAACAAUUGCACGACUAACGUUGCAGGUGUCCACCUUGAGUGAGAAAAUAAAAGAGCUCACUGGCAAUGCGCAGAAAGCGCUCGCAAACAAAAAUAGGAUCCUGGCCCUAUCCUCACUUCGGCUCAGGAAGCUCGCAGAGCGCAACCUUCAACAGCGCACCGAUACCCUAUGGCAGCUUGAAGAGGUAUACUCUAAAGUGGAGCAGGCUGCUAGCCAAGUAGAUAUAGUGCGGGUUAUGCAAGCAAGCACUGGAGUUCUCCGGCAGCUUAACUCCCAACUUGGAGGUGUGGACAAGGUUGAGGAUAUUGUUGAAGAACUAAGAAAGGAAAUGGAUAAUGCGGAUGAGCUCAGAGGUGUUAUAAACGAGGCUGGACCGGUCAUCGAUGAGACUGAAUUAGACGAUGAACUGAAAGAGCUGGAGGACCAGGAGCGUGAAGCAAGAGAGGAGAAGGAUGCGGAAGAAACUCGGAAACGUCUAGCGGAGCUAGAAAAGAACCAAGGGGUAAUAAAAACUCCUGCCGCUCGCGCCACUGAUGAUGAUCUAGAAGAGAGCAUUGACAAAUUGUCGCAGAUGGCAAUUGGCGACCACCUAACAGCAAGAGCGAAACAGAGCACCAAAGCUCUAGCAGAAACGAUAGAGUAG
This is a messenger RNA of Trichophyton rubrum CBS 118892, 1476 nucleotides long. RefSeq lists its product as uncharacterized. Lineage: Eukaryota; Fungi; Ascomycota; Eurotiomycetes; Onygenales; Arthrodermataceae. The transcript is spliced from 5 exons. Gene Ontology annotation, biological process: vesicle budding from membrane; late endosome to vacuole transport via multivesicular body sorting pathway. The coding region runs from base 1 to 1476 and encodes 491 amino acids. Gene Ontology annotation, cellular component: ESCRT III complex; cytoplasmic side of plasma membrane; multivesicular body. The record is from RefSeq and is a predicted model, not a curated record.